Messenger RNA from Punica granatum (pomegranate), 2223 nucleotides. Lineage: Eukaryota; Viridiplantae; Streptophyta; Magnoliopsida; Myrtales; Lythraceae. The record is from RefSeq and is a predicted model, not a curated record.
CUGACGGCUCCGAGCUGACCUUCUCCUUCUCUCCUCUCUGGUUGCCAAGCGACAGUGUUUCACCUUGUCAGAUUCCCAACUCUGCAGAACCAAAGACAUUUCAGAAUCUUCGUAAGAUUCUAACCCCACAUUACAAAGGAUUCCCUUCCCUUUAAUCGUCUUCACCAAUAUCUCAGAGGCCGCUCUUUGAAAAUGCUCCUCCCUCUCCCCCUCCAAUCAAAAUCCAAUCGUGUCCCAUUUUCAAGAUUCUCCACAUUCCUCGGACCCCACCGUCGUCUUCAGCUCCACAUUGUCCCCUUCCCCCAAGCGAAACAACCCGACAAAUCUCAGACUCUGUCUCUCAAUCCCACGAGUUGUCGGAGCAGGAAAGUUUGCAACUUUACUGCCAAACUCGCGGACGCGGACCCACAAGGAUCUGAAGGGGACAAUGAAUCUACUCAGGGGAAGGAUUUCAACUUCUGGGGUGCUGUCACUUUGAUCAUCGGGACAGCUGUGGGGCCCGGAAUGCUGGGCCUGCCGGCCCUGACCAUCAAAUCGGGCCCACUCCCUUCGACCAUUGCGAUUCUCCUCUCAUGGGUUUAUGUCAUCUCAUCAAUCAUCCUGGUGGCGGAGCUCACCUUCGCUGCACUGGAGGAAGACGGGGCCAGGGAGGUGAGCUUCACUUCCCUCGCGACUAAAUCAUUAGGGAGCCGGUUUGGUGCCUUUGUUGCGGUCAUCUAUGCUUCUUUGAGCUUUGCUCUAUUAGUUGCUUGCGUUUCGGGGAUCGGUUCGAUAAUCUCGCAGUGCUGUCCUUCCAUGAAUCCAAUGUUAGCCUAUGCAUUUUGUCCGCUGGCUGUUGGGAUCAUUCUCGGGUUCUUCCCCUUUAAAGCGAUUGAUUCCGUGAACCGGUUACUAUGUUUACUGAUGCUUAUCUCGAUAACGGCACUAGUUGUGAUCGGUUCAUCAGUGGCGAGAGCAAAUGUGGUCGAGUCAUUUUCCCAUGCCUCUUGGAGCAUGUCAUCAAUUCUACCUGCUAUACCUGUGGCAGUACUCACACUAGGAUUCCAUGUAAUCACCCCUUUUAUCUGUAAACUCGCUGGAGAAACUGUCAUUGAGGCACGAAAGGCAGUUUUGAUGGGCGGGGUGGUUCCACUGCUUAUGGUUUUGUCAUGGAAUUUGAUUGUCUUGGGCCUGUCUGGGAGGAUAAACUCUGUUGCCUCUUCCACAGAUCCCAUUACAUUGUUGCUUUCUGUGAAUCCCAGUGCUCUACCGGCAGUUCAAGGCUUUGCAUUCUCUGCUCUAGCGACGAGCUUGAUAGGCUACGCAGUCAGCUUCCCAAAGCAGCUUCUGGACACCGUCGAUCUGAUCUUUAGGAAGAGCAACAACGAAGGGGAAAUCUUCCAUAAAACCGGUGGUGGAAGAGUUGGUUUUGUAGAGUAUAGUGCUGGAAACUCUGGGAGUGCUUGGUUCAGUGGGAAGAAGGGUCUAUCCGCCUCAGAAGAAUGCAAACAAGUUGGCUUCAAUUCUAUCAGUGAAGCUCUUUUAAUGUCAAUUGUGUUGGGUGCCCCAGUUCUGAUAGCCUCCCUCUUCCACUCGACUUUUGCGAAGGCACUUGAUUUUGCCGGAGUCUACGCUAACUGUUUCCUAUUCGGAAUCCUUCCUCCGUUGAUGGCGUACAUUCAGCUGUCCCGGAAGAAGCUGAGGUCAACUAUUGUCCCGGGAGGGAACGUGACACUAUUGUUGCUCUUCAGUGUAGCGGUGGCAUUGGCUAUUUGGCACUAGAAAGAUAUGUCAACGAAGAUUUUAGAGCAUAUCUGGCAAACCAAUGCAUAAUUCUUUUGCGCCAUAUGUUGCUAAUCAUUCCAGGAGCGUCCCGGGGAUUCUUCUAGGAACUUAGCGCACAGUAUGAGUGAUCAGUGAUCUCAUGGGCGAGAUUAAUCGCGAUGCUGAACCAGAGCUUCUCUGGCUGGCGAAAGUUUUCUAAGACUUGGAACAUUCCCUGUUAGGAGGAGAGUCCACUCAAAGUGUCUCUGUCCUGUUCCAUUGAAGGAUUUUCUCGAUUCAUUGAGGCAUUUAUGUGCUUAGAAGUUGUAAAUGUAAUAGUUCUUUAGACGGCAACAUCGAUGCUCGUAUUUCAAGUUCGAGCCCUGGGUUGCCACUCGCUCUUCUUAUCUAAACUGCAGUACACUGAAUUACAGUUUAAUUGAAGUAGCAAAUUUUGGCUAUGGUCUUCUGAAUUGCCUC